This is a messenger RNA of Aphis gossypii (cotton aphid), 2615 nucleotides long. RefSeq names its product alkaline phosphatase-like. The record is from RefSeq and is a predicted model, not a curated record. NCBI's taxonomy places the organism in Eukaryota, Metazoa, Arthropoda, Insecta, Hemiptera, Aphididae. The transcript is spliced from 8 exons. Gene Ontology annotation, biological process: dephosphorylation. Gene Ontology annotation, molecular function: alkaline phosphatase activity. The coding region runs from base 614 to 2224 and encodes 536 amino acids.
CUGCGCGCCGCUGGAGUGGGUGUCCGAUACGAAAAAUUGGUUUCGGACGCGAACGAAUCGUGACAGAACUGCGAUCCGCGCGGCACCGGUGGUACGUAGGUACCUCUCUGUACACGAUAUUCUAUUUUAUAAUAAUAUUAUAAUAUUAUAUAAACACACGCGCCACGACGUCGGUCCGAGGUUUCGUUUUCGUCGUCCAAGCCGUUUCGCAUACGAAUUUUUUUCGGUCGUCGUUUCCUGCCGGAAUUUGAACAGAAAGUUUUUUUUUGUUUUCGAAAAAAAUUAAUACUGACAAUCGAUACGUUUUAAUACUAAACAUUAUAAAUAAUUCUUACGCAAACAUUAAUAAACCCUUUUUUAUACGCGGGCUCAUCGUAUUAUGUAAUUUAUAAUAACAAUAUAUAAUUUUUUAAACGUCGAUCAAAUAAUGCAUAUUAUAAUAUAAUAUUAAAAAUUAUCGCUAUCACUAUAUCGUUUUAUAUUACCGUAAUUUUCGUUGUAUAUUGUUUUCCUACAACAAGAAGUUGUCGAUUACCAUACUGUUCACGCUGCGAUCGUCGAGUAUACAUAGACAAUAAUUAUACAACGAUCGUCGUGCCACGCCACCGUCGUGAUGAUGGGUCGUCGUCGACUCGAGCUUUUGGUGGCCAUGCUUGCCCUGAUUAACUGCCGAACGGCAGCCAAGAUUAUAGUCGAAGACAAAGAGUAUUGGACUUCAUUGGGCAGGGCCGAGCUAGAUGAAGCUCUGAACGUGGUGAUCAAUAACAAAGUCGCAAAGAACGUGAUUCUGUUUAUCGGUGAUGGGAUGGGACCGAACACAGUAACUGCCUCGAGAAUUUACAAGAACGGCGAGAAAGGACGAUUGACUUUCGAAAAGUUUCCGCAUUUGGGGCUGCUCAAAACAUAUUCGGUUAACAAACAAGUGCCGGACGCAGCGAGUUCGGCAACUGCGAUGUUCACUGGUGUAAAGGUCAAUCAAAGGAUUAUUGGCCUGGACAUAAAUCAUAACAUUAACGAUACAAGUUACUGUGAAAAUGCCAAUUCGGAGAGUAGACUCGAGUCGUUGGCCACGUGGGCACAAGACGCUGGAAAAAGUACCGGGUUUGUUACCAACUCCAGGAUAACUGACGCUACACCCGCCGCCCUGUACGCUCGGGCGUCGAAUCGGAAGUGGGAAUGCAACACCGCCAUGCCAAUGUCCGCGUUCAACUGCAAGGAUAUCGCAAGGCAGCUCAUAGAAGACCGACCAGGACGAAAUUUUAAGGUUAUAAUGGGCGGCGGCAAGAAAUCGUUCGAAGCUAAUUCACCGCCGAACCCGAAGGAAACGGUUGAAAAAUCCUUGUGCGUGCGAUCCGACCGCAGAGACCUGAUCCGCGAGUGGAUAGACGACAAGCAGUCCAACAACCUGUCGCAUCAGUUCUUGACCAACGUACACGAUAUAAAAUCAUUAGAUACGGAACAAACAGAAUACGUUUUAGGAAUAUUUGCAAAUGGGACAAUGCCAAUGGAAUAUACUAGAAACAAAAAAUUUUUAGAAACACCAUCACUAGAAAUGAUGACCGAAACAGCAAUAAAAGUAAUAUCAAAAAAUGAAAAUGGAUUUUUUUUGAUGGUAGAAAAUGGUUUAAUUGAUGCAGCACACCAUUUAAGCAUGGCCAGAUUAGCCCUAGAUGAAACUGUAGAAUUUGAUAAAACAAUCAGUACCUCAAUCAAAUUGCUAAAACAGUUGAACAUGCUAGAUGACACAUUAAUAAUUGUAACCAGUGACCAUGCAAACACAUUAUCAAUUAACGGAUAUCCAAAGCGAGGAAAUAAUAUUCUUGAUGUGGCAGGAACGUCGGAAUCAGACUAUGUUAAGUACACUACAUUAACAUAUUCCAUUGGAUAUGCUAAAUAUCCAGUAUACAGACGUUCUGGUUCAUUAGUCAUCAGACAGGAUCCAACAGCAGUUAGUAGUACAUCUAGUCACGAUUAUGCUCAACAAGUCGGUAUUCCAGAAGAAACGGGAGUACACGGUGGAAGUGACGUUGCAGUAUAUGCCAAAGGACCAAUGGGACAUCUGUUUCAUUCUAUUCACGAACAAAAUUAUGUUGCUCAUGCAAUAGCAUAUGCAACAAAAAUUGGUUUAUACCGAAGUGAACCAGUACAGAACCAUUCUUAUACACAUUUUUCCAACAUUUAUCUUAUAUGCAUAUUCAUUUUGACAUUGUUUUGUUUGAAUUAAGUCGUAAUAGUAUUAAGAUUUCGAUACUAAUUUUAUUGAUUAUUUUUUAAAAUUGAUUGUUUUAUUUAUUAUUUUUAUAUCGAGGUAGAUAUAUAUUGUUUUUUUUUUUUUUAAUUUAGGAUUUUUAUAUUUAAUAAAAUGUAAUUACUAUUAAAAUAAUGAAUAUUUCUAUUCAAAACUUCACACAGUAAACUAACAUUAGGACGAUGCGGAAGAAAAAGGCAUAAUUUUAUUCUAAAACACGAAUGUGUAAUUACUUAUCGCAACUAUUAUAGUAAUAGCUUGAAAUAACGGUUUAAUCCUGAGAUUGCAUGUACAUAACACGGGUGGAGUAACCAUAUUCAUUGUCGUACCUAAAAAAUAAAUAAAUAAUAAAUUAGUGCAUGAUCAA